CUUCAUUCUUUCAUAUUAUUAUUUUCUUCGUCCUUUUAUUUUUGAUUGAAUUAUUAUUAUUAUUAUUAUUAAUAUUAAUAAUAAUAUUGUCGUUGGUUGAUCAAAAGGGAAAGCUAAGCGCUCAACGGACGAAGAGGGGAUGGCAACAGGGGAACAUGUUGAAUCAUCAACUUUAAAGGCUCAGCUAUGCCAAACACCUGAAUUGUGGAAGCAGGAAAUGGAAGAACAGGAAUCCCAAGUGGAUUUGUUGCAAGCAAAAUUUAUGGAGGUGAAGGCAUACGUGAAGGAGUCUGAAGAAGAGUCAAAAAAAGAGUUUGAUGUUCUUUGGCAUAGAGUUAAAACAACUACAACAUUGUUAACGUACUUGAAAUAUAAAGCAAGAAUUAUGGCUGUUCCCCAUUUAGCCCAAUCGUAUUGUGGUAUCGAACAAUUAGAAGGGGUAGGGCUAGUUGACAAAAAUGGUACACCCUUGUCUGAUUGGUCUAAAAAUGUUGACGUUUCUUCCUUUGAUUGUCUAGAUGACGAAACUUGCACUGAAAUAGGCAAGCUUCAUGGUUCUCUGGAUGUCCAAGAUGAAGCUUAUAUUAGUGAUAUGCUUAAAUCAGUGAAGAUGGUCGCUAAGGUGAUGGAACACCUUGUUGAAAGAGUGCUAUUGGCAGAAUCUGAAACUGCAAUUGAGAAGGAAAAGGUAACCUCAGGUCAGGAAGAAAUCAAGAGAAAAUCAGUUCAAAUUGAGAAAAUGUCUUUGAAGUUAGAGGAGAUGGAAAUGUUUGCUCUUGGUACAAAUAGUAUUCUAAAUGAAAUGAGGCAGAGUAUAGAUGAUUUGGUUGAGGAAACUUCUAGACAGAGGCAACGAGCUGCAGAAAACGAACAGGAACUUUGUCGUGUGAAGCGAGAAUUUGAAUCUCUAAAAUCAUAUGUUAGCACUCUCAUUACUGUACGAGAAACACUCCUUUCAUCAGAGAAGCAAUUUCAAACAAUUGAGAAGCUAUUUGAACGAUUAGUUGUGAAAACAACACAGUUAGAGGGUGAGAAAAUGCAGAAAGAGGUAGAAGUUCAGAAGCUUAUGGAAGAGAAUGACAGAUUGACAGCUCUUCUUGACAAGAAAGAGGCCCAACUUCUGGCAAUGAAUGAACAGUGUAAGGUGAUGGCCUUGAGUGCUUCGAACAUCUAAUGUGGAUGGCCUCUGUUACGACCUGGUGAUUCUCUUUUACAAGAUCAUUUGAUACAAGUCAAACAAGUCUAUGUUCAAGAUGGUCUACUCUGGACCGAGCUUUAUUUUCAUUCCUCCUUUCUUUUUUUCUUUUUAAUUAACAUUGUGAAUAUGAUCAUGUAUUGAUUAUCUAGUGCUACAUUAUGCUGCUGCUGCUGCUAAAUCAAUUCGGAAAGGAAUAUAUUUGUUGGGACAAAUGAAGCAUUUUGUGUGUUAACGAGUGUUUUAAAUUUUUUA
This is a messenger RNA of Humulus lupulus (European hop), 1450 nucleotides long. RefSeq names its product golgin candidate 5. The coding region runs from base 140 to 1174 and encodes 344 amino acids. The transcript is spliced from 3 exons. The record is from RefSeq and is a predicted model, not a curated record. NCBI's taxonomy places the organism in Eukaryota, Viridiplantae, Streptophyta, Magnoliopsida, Rosales, Cannabaceae. Gene Ontology annotation, biological process: response to red or far red light; negative gravitropism.